Dentiscutata erythropus is the source of this 170-nucleotide messenger RNA. NCBI's taxonomy places the organism in Eukaryota, Fungi, Glomeromycota, Glomeromycetes, Diversisporales, Gigasporaceae. The record is from the annotation of a GenBank genome assembly.
AUGUUCCCAGCGAUGAUUCAUGCAAUGUUCCUGGUGAUGAUUUAUAUGAUGUUCCCAGUGAUGAUUCAUAUGAUGUUCUCAGUGAUGAUUCAUACAAUAUUUCCAUUAAUAAUUCACGCAAAAGUCAUGGCGAUGAUUCAUGUGAUAGUUGUGAAUUUUUUUUUGUGGAG